Messenger RNA from Carcharodon carcharias (great white shark), 3902 nucleotides. It is a transcript of the gene fam171a1, whose product is annotated as family with sequence similarity 171 member A1. Gene Ontology annotation, cellular component: plasma membrane. Lineage: Eukaryota; Metazoa; Chordata; Chondrichthyes; Lamniformes; Lamnidae. The coding region runs from base 143 to 2737 and encodes 864 amino acids. The record is from RefSeq and is a predicted model, not a curated record. The transcript is spliced from 8 exons. Gene Ontology annotation, biological process: stress fiber assembly; regulation of cell shape.
UGAAUCGGGCUGAGGCUGGAGCUUCGUGCAGGCGGCAGCUGGAGAUGUAGAGCGCGGGGCAGCAGCAGCAGCGUUAAAUAUGGACGGCCUGUCGGUUGGACUGGUCUUGGCGUCCGCCUCGUCUCACUGAGAAAUUCAGUAAAUGAUGAGCCAGUUUUCCCGGUCCGCCGCUCUCCUGCUCUGCUUACUCGGCUGUAAUGUGUGGAAAGCGGUUACUAAAACCUUACGCGAGCAACGUGCACAAGAGGUGACAUUAAAAGUCCAUGUGAGUGAUUCCAGUACACAUCAGCCUUUGGGUAAAGCCUUCAUUGAGAUUUUUACCAACCAGACCUCAUUUGCCUCAGGAUAUUCAGAAGCAGACGGGGUAGCCUUCAUCACGUUCCACUACACACUUGGAGUUCAACUGCUUAUUGCUGCAACAAAACGUGGUUACAUCCCAAAUUCCUCACCAUGGCUAGCCACCAAACUGCCCUUGUUCUCAUCUGUGAGCCUGCUUCUACAUCCUGAACGGUCAGCAACCCUAAUGGUGUAUGAAGACGUUGUUCAGAUUGUCUCAGGAUUUCAGGGUACAUUAAUUCAGCCUAGAAUCCAGUUCCAGAGAAGGUCUCUCAACUUGCCAAAGAAUGCAACCUAUAGAAACCUGAUAGCUUUUCUUACUGUAGCUGUCACCCCUUGGGAAGUCGGCAAUUUCCCAUAUUUGCAAGGAAUUGAUGUAAAUCGAACAGGAAACAGCAGCAGGUUACAGCUGACCCCUGUCACGGCAGUGAGUGUACAUCUGUUGGAUAGUGAUGGAACUGAAAUCCAAGUGAAUGGUCCUAUCUGUGUGACCAUUCCCCUGCCAAACAAAAAUUCCUUGAAGCAUAAUGAUGCUCUUCCAGCAUGGAAGUUUGAUAAGAAAAUUGGUGCUUGGUUAAAGAGUGGAUUGGGCCUUGUACAAAGAGAAGGGGACUAUCUCACUUGGACAUACUUCGCUCCACAGUUGGGUUACUGGGUUGCAGCCAUGUCCCCUCAAAGCCCAGGUAAUAUGGGUCCUGUUGGAGCCAGUGACUUCUCUGUCUAUCAUACAGCCUUCCUGUUGGCCAUCCUUGGAGGGAUGACUGUCAUUCUGCUGGUCCUGCUUUGCUUACUCAUCUAUUAUUGCAGGAGGAAAUGCUUAAAACCCCGUCAACACCAUAGGAAAAUUCAGCUGCCUUCUGCAUUAGACAGUUCUAAGAAGGACCAAGCAACUUCCAUGUCUCACCUCAAUUUAAUUAGUGCAGUCCACAUGGAACUGGUAUCAGCCAAUGGAGAGGCAGAUGUUCAUACACCAAUGCUGAAACCCUCAUAUAGUACUUCACGAGAAUUCAGUUCUAGAGAAGAAUUAAUUUUACAUAAAGACCCAUCUUUGAGAGAGACCUUAAAGGAAGACUAUUGUAGGUCCCCUCCUAAUAACUAUCACCUCAAAAAGACUAGAUCAAUUGAUGCUUCUGAGGAUUUUGAAUCUCCUAUGAGAGAAGACUAUAGAAAAAGCUACAAUUCAAUUGCUUCCCAGCCAUUACUGGAUAAAAGAGAUAAAGAAGUUCAGGCUUCAAUAAGCCUUCUUACCACUGACAGUAAAAGUAGUAUCCGAGAACCAGAUUAUCAACUGACAUAUGUUCCUGACAAAGCACAAAAAGUGGAUAGAAAAACAACUGAUUACAUGAUGUCCCGGUCAGUUGACCAUCUUGAAAGACCAACCUCUUUUCCUCAGCCAGGCCAGUUGCUCUGUUGCAGUUCAGCAGAUGAGGUGAAUGACAAUGUUUAUAGAAAAGUGCUACCUACAUUGGUCAUUCCUGCCCAUUAUAUGAAGUUGCCUUUGGAUUAUCCGUCCUUGGGGCAGCCUUUGACGGCACCAGCAGAACAACAGCUAGAGUUGGAAAGGUUACAGGCAGAGCUUUCUAUUUCUCAACAACAGGUGCACCCACAUUCUCAACAGCAACAGCAAGUGACACCACAAACUUUAUCACAGCAGCAGCUUCAGGAAACAGAAGGUGGAGAUUGGAGUCCACAAUCAUCCACCAUGUCAGAAUCAGUAUCCAUCCCAGCAUCACUAAGUGAAGCUGCAAUGGCUCAGAUGAAUGGAGAAGUUCAACUCUUUACAGAAAAAGCACUGCUGGAACUAGCUGGAGGGAAGCCUCUCCCUCACCCUCGAGCUUGGUUUGUUUCCCUAGAUGGCCGGGCAAACGCCCAGGUUAGACAUUCUUACAUUGACUUACAGAAAGCUGGAAAAAAUGGGAGCAAUGAUGCAAGUUUGGAUUCUGGUGUGGACAUGAAUGAACCAAAACCUUCCCGAAAGGGAAAAGAAGCACGAGAACGGAAUCUUUCUGGCAGUAUGACGUACACAAGGCUGGUAUACGUGGAUGACAUGGAGCAGAGUGGUAGUGAAAGUGGGACAGCUGUCUGCAGCCCAGAGGACGCUUCGAUGAAGCCGCUAGUGGAUGGAUCAGCUGAAAGAGAUAGUGGCACAACUGUAGGAUUACAGAAUGAAAACAUACAGAGAAUUGAAGAAAUUGAGGAGUGUCUUCCAACUAAUCCACAACACACAGAGAAUGCUGAUACUGAUGAUAAAAUGAUGAAUAAUGAAAAUGACCGUAUUAAUGACAAUGAUCAAAUCAAUGAGAAUGAUGACAAUGACAGCACUGAAGACCAAGACGAGGAUAAAAAAAGCCCUUGGCAGAAACGGGAGGAAAGACCUUUAAUGGCUUUUAAUUUGAAAUGAUCACUUACAAGUUUACUCUCACUGGAGUAAAAAAUAGAUUGCCAAAUAUUUUAUGAACGUGCUUGUUCAGUUGUGAAAAUUUGAGAUAUUUGAAAGAGGAAAAAUCAUGAAUAUAUUUCAAAGGAACUGUGAAUGCUGUGCUGGUCUUUCAGAUAUUAUUGGAAAAAAUUCAGAGAGUUUUCCAAGCUUUUGUUGCUCAAAUGAAGGCCUAUGAGACAGCCAGAUGAUUAUAGAAAGACAAUAACUUCAAAUUUAUUUUUGCCAUAAAUGACCUAUUGUAUGAAAUAAUCAAUUUCAUGCCAGAUAUUUUACCUGAAUAUCCCAGUAGUGGUGGCAGUUGAUGGGUUUCAACUUAUUUGCCAGAAUUAUACUGUAAUAGUGUGUUAAAGGGAAACAUACUGUGUCCACAAUUAUAGAAUAUUUGAAAGAAAGGCUAUGCAUUGCUGCUUUUAAAAUUAUGUUGCUUAACUUACUUGUCACGUCUAAUAUUUGUUGUAAACUAUUUUCUUUAAGAUUGUUUAUUCCAUUAGACUUAAUAUUGUUAGAGCAUUUAGCUACCAGUAUGCUGUGAAUGACCAUACUCAGUGAUGGCACAAGCCACUGAUUAAAACCAAACUCCUCUUUUUUUAAAAAAAAAAUCUGGUCCGGUAUUCUCCAAGUGCCUUCAUGUUUUCCACUAAACAAACCCUAUUUCAAUAGUUCUUGUCUCUGGACCCUUGAAAUCCUGCUUUUCAUAAUUGUCAGUUUUUUGACAGUUCCUUAUUGACUUGCAUGCAAUUAUCAACCAGUUGUGCUUUUUUGACAUGCUUAAAAUACAACAGUAUACUGUAGUUAGUAACGUGUAUUGUAUUACUGGUUUUGCUGUUGAACUACAGGUAGAUUAGAGAACUUUUACAGAGACAUGAAGAAAGUAGCCAUGACUGGAUGUUCUGUAUAUAUUGUAUGUUUGGCUGCAGUUAAAUAUUUUAAUUGCUAGCAUUCCCAAUGUCUUUCCAAUCUGGGAUAAUUAAGUGGUCAAGACUGAGUGAUCAAUGUGUUUAAGCCAACAUUUUAUCCUUCUGUAUCAUUUUACAGUGCCAGGAUUCCUUUUCUGUACAACCUUUUGGAUUGGUUGCUUGUUUCUAUAAAGCUGAUUAUUCGAAAUAAAUCUUGGGUAAAAGCUGAA